This is a messenger RNA of Caenorhabditis angaria, 3506 nucleotides long. Lineage: Eukaryota; Metazoa; Nematoda; Chromadorea; Rhabditida; Rhabditidae. The record is from the annotation of a GenBank genome assembly.
AUGGAAGUAGUUGAGAAUAAUUUGUCAGACUCGUCCGUUUUGGCAGAAGCUAAUAGCUCUGAUUCAAAGGUAAGUUAUUAGUUUUGAGAAUAAAAAUUGUCUGAAAAUAAUUGUUUAAAUUUUUCAGGAGCAAUUGAUAGAAAAAGAAAAUGAGAAUGCAUCGUCUGAAGUCAAAGAACGACGAAUUAAUAGAAGAAUUGCAUUGGCAAUGGCUCGAGCACAAGAUUCAUCUCCACAAACUCUUUCAAAAUUACACAAAACAUCAGCCGAUAAGACAAUUGAUUUAACGAAUGAAGAUGAUGAUCCGACUCAAAAAUGGUUCAAAAAAACCUUCAAUGUUGAUGAAAAAGCGAAAAAGGUUGAGAAAAGGCAAACAGACGAGUUUCAGAAGCCUCAUACUUUACCAGCGCAUGCACCAAGAAGUUGUGAGUUACAAUUUUUAUUUGAAAUUUGAAAUAUAUAAAUGCGUUCAGUGUCAACAUCGGCGAUGCUGAAAAAGAAACUUGCUGCUGGUUUAGCUGUGAAACGAAUGAAAGGAUUAGAACAACGAAGACAAAUGUAUGAAUUGGAUAAUCAACAUUUAAAACCGGACAGCGAUGAAGAAGAUGAAUAUGAAGAAAAGACUCUGAAAAGAAAGAAGAAAGUAGUGAAGCCUGGAGAUUAUGACAGUGAAGAUGAUAGUGAUUAUGAUCCAACAAAAGGAUCUGGAGAAGAUGGUGAAGCUGAUGAUGAAUCACAUCAACAAGGAAAUCAAAUUCGCUAUCCAGCUGAUGAUGAAGUUAGUGUUAAUCUACUCAAUGAUUCCUUCACUUAUGAUGUUUUCAAAAAUGUUGGACAUCAACAUGGACCUGGAUCUACUAUUUCAACUCUUGAUGGGUAAGCACUGCUAGUUGUAAAUUUAAAAUAAUUCCUUCAUAGCGCAUCAAAAUUUUCAGACACAUCGAGAAGAAUGGAGUUUUGAAAUUACCAAAUGUUGAAGAAAUGGAAGCGCAAAUCGAAAAACCCUCAACUCUUGAAGAUGACUUCGGAGAUAUUUUGAGUUUAUGUUCCGGAAAGUUUGGAGCAACUCAAUUCGCAACACAAGUACCAACUUCUAGUAUGAAAUGUGUUGAAGAAGAAAAACCGUGAGUAAUUUUUGAAGUGGUAUCAGAAUAAGUAGAACGACGAAAACAAUUUUCGUGAUGAACAUUUUUUAGAAAUGACAAAAAUAAUCACCCGGAUUUAACAGACGUGAAAAAAUAAAAAAAAAUAGCUAUGAAAAAUUUUACUUUCAGAACCCCUCAAGUUGAAUCUCUUUCUCCAAAACAUAAUGACGACGAAGAAGAAGAGGAAGAAGAGGUUAUUGUUCCGAAAUCACAGAAAAAGCAAAAACGGAAUAUGAUCGAUUCUGAUGAUGAGAAAAACGAUGAAGAUAAGGAAAAGGAAACUGAAAAUAAUAUUGAGGAUCCUUCGGAAGUGAAUUCAAAUGAGGUUAUUGUGGAGCAAACUGAAAUUGCGAUAACAACGACUUCAAGAAUUGUAGUCAGCGAUGAAUCAUCGGAUUCAGAAAACGAAGAAGAUGAGGAAGAAAAUGUUGAAGAAGAGUUAGAAGAACCUGAAGAAGAGGAGGAACAAGAAGAAAAAGAUGAGGAAGACGAAGAAGCGCCAAAUUUCGAUGACGAAGAUGAUGAAGUUGCUGUGUUCAAACGGAUCGAAUAUCAGGAAUAUAAAACAAAAUCGAAAAAGAAAAACUUUUUCGACGAUGAAGCUUCUUUGUCUGGAGAUGAUGUCGGAAGUGAUAAUGAAGACGAAGAUCCGGAAAAUGAUUAUUAUGAAGCUGAAGAAGGUGAUGCUGAUGAUUUACCAGAUAAUGAUACAAUUCGAAAACAGAAUCAUCGACUUAUGAUGAAACAGGAAAAUGAUAAAGAACAGAGGUAAAAUAUUUAGUUGAAGAAAUCUCUUACAAGGGAACCUCUUCAGCCCGCGGUCGAGUUUUGAGCUGAAAAAAUUUUUGGGGAUACUUUGAGAUGUUCUAAUGGCCAUAUAAAAAAUUCAGCUGCUGAACUCCACUCUGAGCACAAGAAAGUGAGCUCCGAAGUUUGAACAUUUUCAAGGGCGCACGCACCAGUUUUAUUCUCUUUGAAAUUUUUACUGUAGAAAAAACAACUGGAGAAAAUAACUUCGCAAGCGAUAACUUUUGUAAAAACCGUUUCUAUGAAAAACGGAUUUAGCACGAUUGUUCAGGAGGAUCAAUAUCAUAAAAACUGGACUCAUUUCGAAAAAAAAAAUUUCGAAAAUUUUCAUCCAUCCAGAUGACCACGAUUUUCGAAGAAAAAUGCAUUUUCUCAAAAAAUUAUUUGAACUCAUUUUUCCAUAUAAUUGACCCUCAAGAACAACCCUGUAUUAUCAGAUUUUCAAAAAAUCCAUUUUUAAACAAGUUACAGUACUCCAAAGUCAUUUUCUUGAAAAAUAAAAAAAAAUUAAAAAAUGUAGAUGCGAGCAGGGGUCGAACCCCACAGCGUCGCCUCAAGCGGCUAUCCGCUUACCUGCUGCGCUUUGCUAGUUGUUUUUUCUACAGUAAAAAUUUCAAAGAGAAUAAAACUGGUGCGUGCGCCCUUGAAAAUGUUCAAACUUCGGAGCUCACUUUCUUGUGCUCAGAGUGGAGUUCAGCAGCUGAAUUUUUUAUAUGGCCAUUAGAACAUCUCAAAGUACCCCCAAAAAAAUUUUCAGCUCAAAACUCGUCCGCGAGCUGAAGAGGUUCCCUUGUUAACUGAAAAGUUGAUGUUUUCAGAGCUUUGUUGAAAUUGCAAGAUAGACUAUUGGCGGAUGGUGAUUUGGGCGGAAUUGAAACAAAUCGGCAAUUCAGGUUUAGAUUGAGAGAAGAAACUGAAGCUAAAAUUGAAGGAGGUUUGAAUUAUCUUCAAUAAAUAAAUCAAUAAAACCCGAGUGUUAUUUUCUAGAAAUGAAUAUUCUUGAUGGGGAAAAUGUGGAACAAGACGAAGAAGAAGAAGGAGAAGAGGAUGAGACGAAGAAAGCUGAAAGAGCACAGUUGCUCAAAUUCCGAAUUGAAAAAGCAGAAGAAAUAAUGGUGUUGGAUGAACCUGUUGGAAUGAAUGAUCCAUUUGCGAGAGCUGCAAAACUUGUGAAAUCAACGAAAAUUAAUAUUGAAGUGGUUGAAGGAACGGAAAUUAGUAAACCUGUGAGAAGAAUUGAGGUAUUUUAUUUUGUUUUUUUUCAAAAUGAUUUUCUUUAAAAAUUAACUUUCAGAAGCCGUCACUUCUAAAAAAGACAACAUUAGCAACGACAAUGCAAGAAGUAUUGAUUCAAAGUUAGUUUUUUUCUUUUUCAAAAAGACAGUUGUUAUAUAUAUCAUUUUUUCAGCAACAAGCGCUGCUCCCAAGCAAAUGUAUGUACAAAAACACGAAUCUGCGGAAAAUCGAAAUCAAAAACGACAAUUGCAACAAACUACACCGGAAACUUCUACGGCUAAACGAUUAAAACCCUCAAAACUAAGCAUUUUGGAAUAA